UUUUUUCCCUUUAAAUCUCUGCUUUUCACCCAAAAAACACUUCACCAUGGAUAAAACUCUCACCGGAAUCUUGCACUCUAUAAAUCAAGCAAUUUUCCAGAGAAACGGGCUAUUUUUGGGCGAUUUAUUGUCAAUCAAAAGAGAUCCAAAAUCUCUCCAGGAAUUAGUAUUUUCUAGCCCUUCAAUUGACCCAAAACAAGAUAUUAUACGUAUAUUACAUGAUAAAUCAUGGGUAGAUGUUGUUUUUUGCUUUUGGAAGGCGUCAUUAGCGCUUGGAAAAGACCAAGAUAUAGUGAAAGCAACAGAUGAGCAACUUGUGCUUGUUCAAGCUGUUCUGAAGGGGUUUUCUCAGUGGGAAGCGUGGGUUUUGCCGGUUCUUUUUGCGGUCUGCCGAGAUCUUGAGGUUCUGGCAUGUAAGGCAGAUGCAUUGCUAAGAUCAAGGGAUGAGAAGGCGGAGAAAUCGGAAGAAGCGGCGAGAAUGAUUAAUAAAGCCUUUACUAUAUGUAUUACAGAUAGAGAGGCGAUUGAGGUGUCACGUAAAUGGGGAACAUAUUAUAUUAUUGGGGUUCUUUUUAAAAUUUAUUUUAAGAUCAAUAAAUUUUCGUUAUCUAAGAAUAUAUUGAGAGCUAUUGAGGUGUCAGAGAUGCCACCUCUUGAAUGUUUUCCAAAAUCGCAUGUGGUUACAUAUAAAUAUUAUCUUGGGGUGUCAGCAUUUUUAAAUGAGGAAUAUGCAGUGGCACAAGUGGAAUUGAUGGCAUCAUUAGAACUUUGUGAAAGAAAGUCAGCUAAAAACUUAAGAUUGAUACUUACAUAUCUUAUUCCAACACUUUUGUUGACAUCUCAGAAGAUGCCAUCUAAGGCUUUAUUAUCAAAGUUUUUAUACUUAAAAGAUUUUUAUGAGCCUCUUGUAGAGUAUAUUCGUAAAGGCAAUUUAAAAGGAUAUGAUCAAUUAUUGAUAGAGAGAGAAAAAGAGCUUAUGAGUAAAAGGAUAUAUUUAGCCAUUGAAAGGAUCCGUGAUAUGUGUAUGAGAAAUCUUUUUCGUCGUGUAUUUAUUUUGAAUCAAAAGUUUACAAAAAUACCAAUUAAGCUGUUUCAUAUUGCUUUAAAUUAUAUGGGAUUGGAUGUUGAAAUAGCAGAAACAGAAUGUUUUUUGGCUAAUAUGAUAUAUAAAGGAUUUAUAAAAGGCUAUAUACAUCAGGAACGACAAACGAUUAUUUUAUCUGUUAAAGAUCCUUUUCCAAAAACAGUAAAUUUAUCUAACUUGUUAAUUUAAAUAAUCAUCAAAACAAUUUAUUAUAUCUAUAUAGUUUUCAAUACGC
This is a messenger RNA of Pneumocystis carinii B80, 1319 nucleotides long. RefSeq lists its product as hypothetical. The coding region runs from base 47 to 1273 and encodes 408 amino acids. The transcript has 9 exons. Gene Ontology annotation, biological process: poly(A)+ mRNA export from nucleus; post-transcriptional tethering of RNA polymerase II gene DNA at nuclear periphery; transcription elongation by RNA polymerase II. Lineage: Eukaryota; Fungi; Ascomycota; Pneumocystomycetes; Pneumocystales; Pneumocystaceae. Gene Ontology annotation, molecular function: double-stranded DNA binding; RNA binding. Gene Ontology annotation, cellular component: transcription export complex 2. The record is from RefSeq and is a predicted model, not a curated record.